CGUUGAGGGGAAAGUAUUUGUAAGAGUUAUCCGUCGUUCUGGACAGUCUCGAAGGGAAAUACGUUUUAUUGUAAUUUACGCCUCACACUUUCAUUAGUCGGAUCCUUUUGUGAUAUUUGGGUAACCAUAAUUCGUUUCCAAAUGACGCGGUAUGUAAGCAGUUGUUUCAUUACUCUGCUCGUUCUGUUCCUUUGGCGGGUCGAAGCAUCGCAGAGGCUUGCAGAUGCUCCCUCCGCAUCCUCACAGGCUUUUUGCGAUGCAGAUAUAGUGAUCAGGGCGAAGGUGGUUGGCAAGAAAGCUUUGUCUAACGAGAUCAAGUAUGACAUCCAACAGAUCAAGAUGUUCAAAUGUCCUAACCAGGUUAUCCACGCCAUCUACACUGCAUCCUCCCCAGCCGCAUGCGGUGUGACUCUGGAAAUCAACAAGGAGUAUCUCUUCACAGGCAAGCUGGAGACUGGAGGAUGCAUGUAACACUGUGUGCUAUAAUCCGCCUGGGAGGACGUGAGUGCUGCA
This is a messenger RNA of Salvelinus sp. IW2-2015, 513 nucleotides long. Its product is annotated as metalloproteinase inhibitor 2-like. Gene Ontology annotation, molecular function: metalloendopeptidase inhibitor activity; protease binding. Gene Ontology annotation, cellular component: extracellular matrix. Gene Ontology annotation, biological process: negative regulation of endopeptidase activity; negative regulation of membrane protein ectodomain proteolysis; response to hormone. NCBI's taxonomy places the organism in Eukaryota, Metazoa, Chordata, Actinopteri, Salmoniformes, Salmonidae. The record is from RefSeq and is a predicted model, not a curated record.